AUGAGCAAGGCAAAAGCAGAAAGUCAGGAGGAGCAGUUAUCCGGGUUACGCCAACAACGCGCCACAAUGGAAAGAAAUUUAAAAAGCAUCGCCGCCAAAAUCGAACAAGAUAAGCAGGGUGAUCUUGCAGUCGUUGAAUGUCGAGCGGAAAUUUUGGAGGCAUAUUUUCAACAAAUUUGCCAAUUGCAAACGAAGAUUGAAAAAAUCGAUCCAGAUGACGAGCAUCGAGCCGAAAUUGAAGACUUAUUCGUCGCUGCAAAGGCAAUGAUAUCAAGGCGUAUAGGCAAGGGCAGAAAAGAUAAGCCUGAUGACUCCGGUGUAGUUAAUGUGACAAAUUGCUCCAAUAUCUUGCACCAAAGUCGUCUACCGUCAUUAAAGCUGCCUAAGUUUGAUGGCAAAUACGGUGAAUAUAAUCGCUUCAUUACAUCGUUUCGAAACCUGGUUCAUGAGGAUAAAUCUAUACCAGUCAUCGACAAAUUUAACUAUUUAUUGAGUUCUUUGUCAGGCAACGCAUUGAACGUCGUCGCACCGUUCCAAGUGUCAGAGGAAAACUACACAAAGGCACUCAAACAACUUGAGCAGCGCUACGACAAACGGGUAUUAAUAUUUUUAGAACACAUAACUAGCUUGUUCAACAUUCAAACCAUGCCAAAGCCGGAUCCAUCAAGUCUCCGCACAAUUCUAGACACAGUUUCUGCUCUCCGAGGUUCGUUGUUGUCUUUGGGCUCCGAGGCAGACGUUAUGAACGCGAUCAUUAUUUAA
Messenger RNA from Rhagoletis pomonella (apple maggot), 762 nucleotides. RefSeq lists its product as uncharacterized. NCBI's taxonomy places the organism in Eukaryota, Metazoa, Arthropoda, Insecta, Diptera, Tephritidae. The coding region runs from base 1 to 762 and encodes 253 amino acids. The transcript has a single exon. The record is from RefSeq and is a predicted model, not a curated record.